AUCAUUCAAGCACCAAACAGAACCAUCGAUGGAGAAAGAAGAUCAGAGCGACCUUCCCUCUCCUCUUCAUCAAACACUUCCAGAGACGAUCACCUGUGGACAGAGACGCUCCAGAGACGGUACCUGAGGACUUUGAGGAGAUCACAGCAGCAGAAAUACAAACUACCUGCGGUGGAAGUUUGAAGACGUCAGAGCCACAGAAUCGUUCGGAGAGAAGCGAGAAGAGUGAAGAAGCUGCCGUGACAACAGUUUCCCCACCGAAGACUCGAUUAAGGAUUUCUGUUGCUGACAAAGAGAAGCUGUUAAACUGGGACGUCGGGGUCACACCUGAGGAAACUCCCCUGAGCACAGACACCAAACCUCCGCAGCAAGUCCAGGUGCCGGCAGAGACGGGAGCAGAUAAGCCUCGUGCAGAGUCGAGCCAGGACGGAGAACCGUCCCGGAGCCAAACCUCCUCCCACUCAGCCUUCCAGCUCAUAGCCAGUGCCUUCAGGAGGACGUUCAGUGCGACCAAUCCCUCAAGUGGCUCCAACACCGCGGUCAUGAUGAGACAUAAACGAAACGGCCCCCUCAGGCAGAGGCCCAUGUCGGAGGGAGCGUUCAGCUUUGGCUCCCUCUUCAGUUCCAUGAAUCAAGAGCCAUCCAGAGAGGAGGAGGAGGAGGAGGUGGAUGAGGAGGAGAAGCCUAAAGUACGGUGGGCGUCUGCAGGGGCCGAUCCGUGGGGGGCCGGGCGGGAUCUGCCCUCGCUGCUGCAGCAGGUGUCCCUGAAGAGCCGCAGAGACUCCGGAGGGCUGUUUUCUGACGACAUGGGCUCGCUGCCCCGCAGGAGGCUCAACCUGUUCUCCUCCCUGAGGCUGAGGAAGAGGGAGGUGUCGGAGAGCGAGGGGAAGGAGCAGGAGGUGCAGAAGGAGAUCAGGACCAUUCUCACCAACCUCAGAAACAAAGCCUCCAGUCAACAGACUGUUGAAGCUCCUUCCUCCAGUGACGAUGAAAAUGAAAACCCGCGGCUCCGUCAGAGGUUUCAGCCGUGUCCAGAGAGACAGAGGAGGAAGCAGGAGAAGGUCGUGGCUCAGCAGACGAAAAGGGAACAGCUGAAGAGACUUCACAGAGCUCAGGUGAUUCAGAGACAACUGGAGGAAGUCGGAGAGAAGCAGAGAGACGUCGAGGAGAGAGGGGUGAUGAUAGAGAAGAUGAUCAGAGGAGAAACUGAAUCCUCCCAGACGGACGGUGACGAGGCCCGGCUCUAUCAGUCCUGGUUCAAACUUGUUCUGGAGAAGAACAGGUUGGCUCGCUACGAGUCUGAACUCAUGAUCUUUGCCCAAGAGCUUGAACUGGAGGACACACAGAGCCGCCUGCAACAAGACCUGCGAUGCCGAAUGGCCAUCGAGGAUACGGAGAAGAGCGCCUCCGAGCUCCGAGAGGAGCAGCAGAUGCUGUCGGAGAUCAUGAGGACGGUGGAGAAACGAGACAUGUUGGUGUCUGUGCUGGAGGAGCAGAGGCUGAAGGAGAAGGCCGAGGACAGAGACCUGGAGAGUCUGGUGCUGUCCAAGGGCUACGAGCUCCACUGGGCCCCGGCGGACGACAGCUGGGGGCAGGAGAGGCUGGAGUGUGAGGGUUGAGUGUUGCAACACCAUUUUUAAAGAAACUGAAUUUUACCACAAUGGAAUGUCGUGAGGAUGGAAAACGUCUCGAAGACGACAGCGAGGCCUCACUUCUCGUUCACGUCCGGCCGAGCGCAGACACUGAAGCUGAUUUCAGAAUCGGGUCCGGACAUUUUCCAGCGUUUGAGUUUCUCCUGUGAAGCAGCAGCAGCAGACCGUCCGGGUCCGACUCGUUCACAAGAACAUGUUGGAGCCUGUAGAGCAGCGGGAGGUGACAGCGCAUCCACACCGGCGUCGGCCCUCAUCACCAAAAGCUCUGGAAUCUCCUCGUCUUCUUCACCCUGUGAAUUCUCCACACAUCACCCCACUGCAUUCUCACAUGGAUUCACUCCGACACUGAACCAGGGGGUCGGGAGGAGACGUUCCAGAAAAACGUCUGGAGCCAAAGUUUCACAUGUUUGCAUUGUCACAUAUAACAUUUAAACACCUCAUGAACCAAACUGAGGCAUCAACAGCUGCUUCUCGUGCUUAAGAACUCCGCCUUCGUCCUGAAGCUCUCAGUGUUUGUCACGGCGCGAAUUGUUUUAAGUUUGUGUCACAGAAACAGAGUUGUUCACUGUUGGUCACUUUGUGUGAGUGCAAGACCUCUUGUGUGUGUGUUUUAAUCAUUUUUUUUUUCUCACUUUGUGCUUGAACACUGUCAAAUAAUAUUUAAAGGUAUUUACACUCGGACACUAAUGAACUCGGGGGAAACGUGCUCCCGUCCGCAGAUGUGUGAGUGUGAUGCAGCUUCUCACUGGACAGAAACAUGCUGCUGCUCGUCGCAGCUCCAGAUGUGCAGGAGAUUCCCUCUGAGCUCCUGUAGCUGCUGUCGGUCGAACUGUGAUCGUCCUGCUGCGUGAGACGACGUGGAGGCUCGUCGUCCUCAUGGAGACGAAUAUCGUGUUUACGUGAAUCUUAAGCCUCGAAUCAGGAGCAAACACUUUCUCCUUCGGCUUUAAAACGUUUGGUCAUGAUGUGAAUUAACAAAACACUAAAUCAACAGUAAGUUAUAUUUUCAUGUGAUGUUUCUGUGCGUUUUGGUUUUAUGCUGCUUCAAAUCUUUUAAUA
This is a messenger RNA of Paralichthys olivaceus (Japanese flounder), 2711 nucleotides long. Lineage: Eukaryota; Metazoa; Chordata; Actinopteri; Pleuronectiformes; Paralichthyidae. The record is from RefSeq and is a predicted model, not a curated record.